Rhopilema esculentum is the source of this 3282-nucleotide messenger RNA. The record is from RefSeq and is a predicted model, not a curated record. Lineage: Eukaryota; Metazoa; Cnidaria; Scyphozoa; Rhizostomeae; Rhizostomatidae.
AACAGAGCUAGACAACAUUAAGGAUUUGAUCAAAUUCGAGAAUCAAAAAGCUGUUUACUCUUCAGCGGCAGCAAAAAUUCUUUACGGACAUAAAAAAUUGCAAGAAUUCUUCGAUGAGAUGGCAAAAACUAUUUGCUCAAACGAAAAUCAAUGCAAACGCGCAAAGGCAAGGAUUGCACUCCGUUAUGUAAGGUAUUUUGAUGUACAAAAAUACAUCCAUCAAAUAGUUCAUGGCGCUACAAAAAAAACAUCAGAAUUUGGAGAGCCACUUCUUCAUCUGGUUAAGACGACAUCACAGUGUCACAUUCCAAAGAUUGACCGAUUCUCAAACGGCAUCCUAAAGUUGUCAUUCAAAGCACACCAAAUAAUAUUGGCUCAUGAAAGGCUUACAGGUACAAGAACGAGCAUCACAAACAGCAUUUACACUUGGCUCCAGAGCAUGUAUCAGCUUAGAGACGAGACACAGGCAGUGAAACAGGCUUGCUUCAAGGAUAUGAAAACCAGGAUGAUCAAAGAAAUCAACAACAAAAAAUACCAGGUUGGUUUUUCUUCAAACAAUGCAUCUGCCAUCAAACUAAAAGAAUUCUUGGACGAUAAGUAUCCAUGGCUUGGAUGGAUUGUGUACUCAUAUGGAGCCUACGGUGGAUCUAAACAUAAUUUCUACAAUGUCAACGGUCUUUUUUGGAACAGUCCAAAAAAAUGAAAGGAAAUUUGGAACAGAAUGAAAGGAAAAGAAAUAUUAUUGUCAGCUUCACUGAUAAACAUGGGAAAUAUUCAAAUGGAAGGCACAAGGUCUAUCUUGCAAUCGAAGACAUAAAAGAAAAGGUAAACUUCUACCUUGCACGUGACGACGCGUAUAAGAUGUUACCUGUUUUUAUUAAGGAAUUCGAAAAAAGAGACGUGAUGAAGUACAUUAACAGUAUUGGUUUAUUAAGAGAAUACGAUAGUUACGCUAUCACGGCAGACAAUGAAUUGACAUACAUUGACGAGGUGCAUCUUUUCACAUCCCGCGAGCGUAGUCAAUCAUAUGUGGAUUCCCGCAGAGGUGAAAUUCGCUACCAUACGACGGAAGACAAAGUACGAGUUGUGAUAACUUUGAAGUCCGAAGAGCAAGUGUCUGGAGUAAAAUGCAGUCUAGAAUGCAGUAGUCAUGGUCGUUGCAAAGAAAUGCCAUUCUCAUCUGCUAGAUAUUGCCAGUGCAAGCCCUUUUAUCAAGGACAAAAAUGUGAAGACAAGGUGAAAGCAAAUCUGGCUAAGACAAUGGAUGCAAUGCUAGCAAAAACUCUCAAACUACCGAUGCUAAGUGACAUUGCGUAUGACAUCAAGGAUAUGCGUGAAUACGUUGGGGUGGGCAUUGGUGCAUUGCAGGCAGCUGUCAGUGAGUUGGAGGAGAAAUUUCAACGUGCUUACGAUAAAAUUUCACACCAAUUAUCAAGCCAGUUUGAAUGGGCCAAUCUCCUUACCCUUUACAGCUCCUCACUCCAAAACAUCAAACAAUACGCUCUUCGAUUUGAGACUUUGCCAAAAAGAUACGCAGACAUAAUGGAAGAGGAAGGUAGGAAGUUGGCAACAGCAGUGCUUGCACCAAAUGGCAUUGAGAGGUGGCUAACCGACGUCAACUUUCUCCUUAUCGGAAGAUCUGGUGUACCAUUGCUGAAACAUAAGCCAAUGCUUAUCCUCUUCAUGAACAAAUACAAAAACCAAGCUUGUUUAGACUCUUAUAAGAAUGCAGUUAGUAGUGCAUGGAAGCAGUUGGUUCUUCUUCAAACAAUUGGCUUCAUGGUCUGGGCUCAAGCCUUGGAGUUCAAUGACAGAGGUCCUCACAGAAUCGUGAAUUUAUACAAACAAAGAACUGAUUUACAGAUGGCAAAGUUCAAAUCAACAACAUGUGAGUACCAAGUUGCAAAUUCUGAGAACAUUCAGUGCGCAGGGGGCAGGUACUUGCAUCCAGGGCUGACAAUAAAAAACAAGUGUAAGCCCAAUUAUUAUGCAACUGGAGAAUUAACAACCAAUUGCAUAAAGAGAGGAGCGACCUGUAGGCCAUGUGGAUGCAACAGCAGAGGCUCGAGGAGCCUUCAGUGUUCUGACACCACCGGAAAAUGCCAGUGUCAUAAUGGUUUUAAAGGAAACAAAUGCAAUAAUCGUGACUGCGAAUGGUAGGGUUGGUCAAGUUGGUCUGGAUGUUCUAAGGCAUGUGAUUAUGGGAAAUCAUCACGAGCCAAAGGUCAUCGACGAACACGACAAGGCCAAGGAAAGCCAUGUACUGGAGAAAGUAAACAGAUUAAAACCUGCUUUAAUCGCUGCUGUAGUAACCAAUUUCAUUGCUCAAAUAGGAAAAAGUGCAUUCCGUGACUAUGAUAAUGACUGUGGCGAUAAUCAGGAUGAGCAGUCUUGUCAAGAGCAGUGCACAACUAAGUAUACUGCAUGGGAUGAGCAUGGAGGCGGAAAUUCUAUAUUCUUAGACAGGCAAAAACUUGACUGUGGCGGCCAGGGCCAGGUGUUAAAAAUGUUUCAUUUGGAAGCAAGACCUGACCAGAUUCGAUACAAAUACAAGUGCUGCAAGCUGAACAAGCCGACUAUGUGUACCCCCACAAGUCACUCAACUGGUUACACUUAUGAUGGCAAAGGCGACACUUUCUUCCUUGAUCGACAAACACUUGACUGUAGCAAGAAUGGUUAUCUAAAUGGUUAUUGGCUUAGGAGAAGCGGCAGAAACUUCAAAUAUGACGUCAAGUGCUGUAAGCUGCAGAUCAGAAGAUAUCGUGAGAGGACUCAUUGCGAGACAGCAAACACCCGAGCAACCGAUGGUGGCAACGGCAAGAACUUCUUCUUAGACAGGCAAACAGUCGAGUGUCCAGGAAGGCGCUUCUUGAGUCAUUUCAAACUUGAAAGGAAUGGUCCGAAAUUGUGGUACAAAUACACGUGCUGCGAAGUAAGAAGCUGAAAAAAGAAGUAGAUGGUGACUUUGCUUUGCUAUUUUUAUUUGCCUUUGAUUAAUCAAGUGCGGAAAAAGUUUAGAAAACAAUCUUUUUUUAAUAUAAACUGAUGCGGGGAAUAAUAAUUGUCAUUUUUAGUGUGAUCUUGGUAAAAGAAAAACAACUUAUCGAGGGUCGCUAAAAAUCAUUGCAAGCUCUUCAGACAAUUGUUUUGUUGAAACUGAUUCAGCUGUUUUCUGCUAGAAGCAUUUAUUACAUAUUUAAACAAGUGCUUAAAAUACUUGGAAAAAAUUAUUCGAAUCAAAGCUGACGUGAGGAAUAAUAAUUGCCUUUCUUUGGUGCGAUC